Melopsittacus undulatus (budgerigar) is the source of this 4004-nucleotide messenger RNA. It is a transcript of the gene SERPINI1, whose product is annotated as serpin family I member 1. Lineage: Eukaryota; Metazoa; Chordata; Aves; Psittaciformes; Psittaculidae. Bases 112 to 1344 code for a protein of 410 amino acids. Gene Ontology annotation, biological process: negative regulation of endopeptidase activity. Gene Ontology annotation, molecular function: serine-type endopeptidase inhibitor activity. The transcript is spliced from 9 exons. The record is from RefSeq and is a predicted model, not a curated record.
AGCGGUUGCACAGCCGCGGCGGAUCCCGGAGCGGCGUGUGCUGCGGAGGGGUAGUGGGCAGCGGGCGGGGGUGUGGUGGCUGUCACCCGGCUGAUCUUAGAAUUUCAAGACAUGUAUUUCCUUGGACUGUUGUCUUUGCUUGCUUUCCAAAGCAAAGCCUUCAAGAUAAAUUUUCCCGAUGAAACCAUUGCUGAGCUUUCUGUGAAUGUUUACAAUCAGCUACGAGCUGCAAGAGAAGAUGAGAAUAUUCUUUUCUCUCCUCUGAGCAUCGCAAUAGCCAUUGGAAUGGUAGAGCUUGGAGCCCAUGGAACCACUCUGAAAGAAAUUCGGCAUUCGUUGGGUUUUGACAGCUUAAAAAAUGGUGAAGAGUUUACCUUCUUAAAGGACCUUUCUGAUAUGGCAACUGCUGAAGAAAGUCAUUACGUUCUGAAUAUUGCUAAUUCUCUCUAUGUGCAAAAUGGAUUUCAUAUCAGUGACAAAUUUCUGCAGCUGGUGAAAAAAUACUUUAGAGCUGAAGUAGAGAAUGUAGAUUUCAGCCAAAGUGCAGCUGUAGCUACCCAAAUCAAUAGAUGGGUGGAGAAUCAUACAAAUAAUAUGAUCAAGGAUUUUGUGUCUUCAGGAGAUUUUGGUUCUCCAACUCAUUUGGCUCUCAUCAAUGCAAUCUACUUUAAAGGCAAUUGGAAAUCACAGUUCAGACCUGAAAAUACAAGAACUUUUUCUUUCACUAAAGACGAUGAAAGUGAAGUGCAGAUUCCAAUGAUGUACCAGCAGGGAGAGUUUUACUAUGGAGAGUUCAGUGAUGGAUCCAACGAAGCAGGCGGUAUCUAUCAAGUUCUGGAAAUACCGUAUGAGGGAGAUGAGAUUAGUAUGAUGAUCAUUCUUUCCAGACAGGAAGUUCCACUGGUCUCAUUGGAACCACUGGUUAAAGCCUCAUUGAUUAAUGAAUGGGCUAAUUCUGUAAAGAAGCAAAAAGUGGAAGUAUAUUUACCAAGGUUCACAGUAGAACAGGAAAUUGAUCUGAAAGAUGUCUGGAGAGGUCUCGGAAUUACAGAGCUGUUCAGCAGUAGUGCUGACCUCACUGCAAUGUCUGAUAACAAGGAACUUUACCUUGCAAAGGCAUUUCACAAGGCAUUUCUAGAAGUUAAUGAGGAGGGAUCAGAAGCUGCUGUUGCCUCAGGAAUGAUUGCCAUUAGCAGAAUGGCAGUGCUGUAUCCCCAAGUUAUAGUUGACCAUCCCUUUUUCUUUUUGGUCAGAAACAGGAGAACAGGUACUGUGUUAUUCAUGGGAAGGGUAAUGCACCCUGAAGCAAUGAGUGCAAGUGGCCAUGACUUUGAAAAGCUUUAACCGCCACCAGCUACCAAAAGAGGAGAUAAGCACAUAAAGUUUGAAGUUAAUAUAUUUAAGGUUUUCUGUGUUUUCCCCCAAGAUAUUGUUUAAAAUGCUUUCAGAUCUAACUGUGCAAGUCAAUUUCCAGAGGAAAGCUUACAGUAUUACAGUAAUGCCUUUGUUUCUGUCAUUGUGGUUGUCAUGUCCUUAAAAUAAAAUUGUGUACAUGUCAACAACUGUUUCUUGUUCUAGAGAAUUGUAAAGCAAAAAAAAAAAAUGCAAAUCCAUUAUUGGUAGUUUUUUUACAGUCCAAAGACUGACUUGCUCAAUGAGACAGGAGUGGAAUGUGUGCAGCUUUGAAUAAUGCAAAGGGCAAACCUUGAUGAUAAUUUAUAGUGUUGAAGAACUACAUCUGGAAAAUGUAAUCUCUUCCUGUAAAAAUAGUAAACAGACUGCAAUACACUGUCUCAUCAAAGUUAAUGGAACAACUUAAGCCUAGCCAAUUUUAUUCUAUAACAUAACCUGUGGUAGACUUUGUGUGAACUCUCUCACAUGUGAUUCUGAAAUGUUGCUUUUAUGAAUGCUCCUGCAUGUUACUCUGCAGUUGACCUUCCGUAACUGUUGAUGCCAAUAAAAUUUGAUUGCAUGAAUAUUUGAGACUAGUCAGUAUAGAAUAGCUAUGUAUGUGACUGAAGUAAAUUAGUUGAAUAGUAAUGUCAUUCAUGUGAAUGUAGUUUUCUCCCCAGAAGUUGUUCUACUCUAACCUAAGCUUUGCAGUAUGUCACUUCAGAGAUCUAGAAUGAGCUUUCUUUAAAGUAAAACAAAAAAAAAAAACGUAAUUUUUAAGUGUCUAAAAAUGUUCUAUUCAUAAAUAAAUUCUAAAGGAACAACAUCAUCCUUCUGUUCCCUAACUUUUUAUUGCAAAUAAAGUGACAGAGAGGAGAGUGACACAUACCACAAGUAAGAAAUGCUAGCAGGGGAAUUAGUUGUUGUUUCCAUUUACAAGAGGAGAAGUACCAGUUGUCACGGGAAAGGCAUAUAAUUAUUCCUCCCUCACUGUGCAAAUAUAAAGUGAACAGAAGUUAUUAAAAAGGUAAGAGAGAAUAGAAGAAAAGAAGGGAGGAACUGCUUUGUAACAUCAUAAAUAUGAACUUUUGGAUAAUAAGUGGGUUUCUUCUCAGUCAGUAGGAGUUUUCUCUUUUGAAUUCUAUGGGAACAAAUGUUUAUUGGCUGAACUUUAGUUGCAGGCUUCUCUGGCAUAUAUCCACUUCAGAACAGCAUAGAUACUGCUACCAAAGUUAUUCAUGCAAGGAGAACUUCCAAACUCUGACACAAUAUUUUUUUUUUGUUUUAUAAUGCUGGUGAAACUCAUGCAGGUCAAACUGCAAAGUGGUGGAUGUUCUCCGUGGAGGCUGAUUACACUCCCUCAGAAAGGACAUUUGAACACAUUUCUAGCCCUGCCUCUUUGGAUUGUUUAGUUCUGUUGCACAGAAGAAAAAAUGAAGCUCCUUAGUGUAUUGGUGCUGCUUACUACCCCUUGUGUAUUAUAGUCUGGACUUGGUGAGGCAGUUUUUGUAUUCAGAUUUAGACAAAAGAAGUGUAAUUUUUAUUCUGUAUAGCUAGAGAUGUCAUGCUUGGGAGGGAAAACAAGAGAGUGCUUCUACAAAGGAGCAGGGAGUAGUUUUAUCAACUUGUAGAACUAAUCUCCCUGAAGGUAAAACCAACUCCCUUGGUUCUUUAUCUUUAAAUUACUCUCUUAACAUCAUCUAACAUGUGUGAAAGUAACCCAUGUGCUAAGGAUCUCAUGUGAUUUUAACCUUAUGGGAGCCUUAUUUUUAAGCUAUUACAUUUUUUAGGCUAGUUUUUGAGAUUUUUACUCGGAUUUGGAAAGAAAUAAGAAAGCAGAUGACAACCCUCACUCAUGUUAUUUUCAGUUCAUAUAAAGUUCUUCAUGACCAAUUUUGUGAUUUCUUUGCAUUAGUUCCUUUCGACAUAGAUGUUUCUCACCAAGGGAAAGACUGAAGAUAGAUUGGAACUAAAGCUAUGGAAUUAUGGGAGUACAGCUGCCAGUCAGAUUUAUAGAGGAUAUUAGACAAGUGUACAGUUUUCCCUAGCAGUUAGGCUGAGUAUAGGUAUAAGUGGAGUGAUGCAAAAUCGUAUAUUCCAAAUCUGAUUUUGAGAAUUGACUAAAUAGAAGCAUAGGAAAACCAGCAGAAACAGAAAUACAAGCACUAGUUAUUUUGCUUCAUACUCCUAGUCUUUACAGAUGCAAAAUAGCCAUUUCAUGUUUUCUUGAAAAUUGAGAAUUACCUGGUUUUCAACAACAUGAAUUGAUUUAUUAGCAAAUUAUGUGAAGAUGUUGUAGACUGCAACUAGAACAACUCGCAAUACUGGUUUUAGUACUGAUAGUAUCUUAAGUAUUGUUACCAGCUUAUUGAGGUACAUGAAUACUAUUCCAUUGUGGGUUUUCAUCUGGAUUUUGUAUAAUGUUCCUUUCAAAGACACUAUUGCUUUUCAAGACAAAAACCAGCAAAAUAAUUUUGUCUUUUUGUGUUUGAUAUUUUGUAAGGGGAAUUUGUCAAUAGUAGCUCUUAGCUGUGUAGUCUUACAAAAAAAAAAUUUAAGAAUUGUAUUUUGUGUUGGAAGAUAUAUCAGAAAAUAAAUUACUGAAACUUCUA